CGCAUGAGCCUGUGACGUCAUAGUUACAAUAUAAGGCCCAGCUUGGCCCCUUGUGUGUAUAGAUUUCGCGCACAACCCAAUGGGCAAACCCACAUCGUCGAGAUAGUACUGGAGUAACCGAAGCUUCUUAGCUACAUAAAGCUAGACCAUCACCAUGGCCGGUAACGCUACCAACAAGACGGUACUGGACCGCUACAUGCGGCUGCCCAUCCCUGACAACAAGUGCCAGGCUAUGUACGUGUGGGUGGACGGGUCAGGCGAGAACCUCCGCUCCAAGACCCGCACUAUUAACUUCAUUCCUAAGAGUCCUACAGAGUUGCCAAUCUGGAACUUCGACGGGUCAUCAACGGGCCAGGCUGAGGGCAGUAACAGCGACGUAUACCUUCAUCCGGUUGCCCUCUACCAGGACCCCUUCAGGCUGGGCGACAACAAGCUGGUGCUGUGUGAGACUUACAAGCAUAACAAGAAGCCCACAGAGACCAACCACCGCCACAGGUGCCUCGAAGUGUGCACGAAGGCGGCCGACACUCACCCUUGGUUCGGCAUGGAGCAGGAGUACACACUGCUGGACACUGACAAGCAUCCUCUGGGCUGGCCCAAGAAUGGCUUCCCGGGACCCCAGGGCCCCUACUACUGCGGUGUUGGGGCCAGCAAGGUGUAUGGUAGGGACGUGGUGGAGGCUCACUACAGGGCGUGUCUGUAUGCUGGAAUCAACAUCUCUGGGGAGAACGCAGAGGUGAUGCCCGCCCAGUGGGAGUUCCAGGUUGGUCCCUGUGAGGGCAUCACUAUGGGUGACGACCUGUGGAUGGCUCGCUACCUCCUUCACCGUGUUGCCGAGGACUUCAACGUGGUAGUGUCCCUGGACCCCAAGCCCAUCCCUGGCGACUGGAAUGGUGCUGGAAUGCACACCAACUUCUCCACCAAGGGGAUGAGAGACCCCAACGGCAUCUGCGAUAUCGAGAAAGCCAUCGACAAGCUGUCAAGACACCACAUCCGCCACAUCAAGGCUUACGACCCCAAGGAGGGCAAAGAUAACGAGAGGCGCCUCACUGGCCUUCACGAGACCAGUUCCAUCCACGACUUCUCGGCGGGUGUGGCCAACAGAGGCUGCUCCAUCAGGAUCCCCCGAGGCGUGGCCGAGGAGAAACAGGGCUACCUGGAGGACCGUCGACCAUCGUCCAACGCUGAUCCUUACAUGGUGUCUGAGGUGUUGGUGAGAACCAUUUGUCUGGACGAGUAAGACCCUGGACGAUCAUCUGAAAAGGAGGGGGGGGGGAGGCUCUAGGACUCCCGCUACUCCAGCGUCCAUCACCACCUGCGACAGGCGGCUCCUCACUACCGCCAGACGCAAGGGACCAACGCACAAUCCAUGUCAUAAUUUUCUCCAGUUUCAUUCUCAUCGAGUCAUUUCAUUCUUGAAGAAAAACUCUUUUAUUGUACUCACAGUCUUCACUUUUGUUUCACUCGUCUUCGUCUCUUAAUGGAUCGUUUCGUUCUAUUAAACGUUGUAUAUUUUGUUGUGAAUAAGUCCAUUCAUAUUAUUGAAUGACGAGUACAAGUAUUAUUUUGUGAUAAACUCGAGUAUCUCUUCCUCUUGUUACUAAUGACCGUCUACUGCUGUGUUUAUAUUGUAAAUAAGAAGAUAAACUUUUAACUGUCUAUUAUAGUAAUUAUCUGUCAGUCUUACAGGAGAUGUAUAACUCGCCUCCUGUUAAGAUUUACCUAUAAGAUAUAUCAUUACAUCUUUUUAAAAUAA
Molecule: messenger RNA, 1756 nt
Organism: Homarus americanus (American lobster)
Lineage: Eukaryota; Metazoa; Arthropoda; Malacostraca; Decapoda; Nephropidae
Product: glutamine synthetase-like
Exons: 3
Coding region: 155-1240 (361 amino acids)
Cellular component (GO): cytoplasm
Molecular function (GO): glutamine synthetase activity
Source: RefSeq, a predicted model, not a curated record